Aedes aegypti (yellow fever mosquito) is the source of this 2027-nucleotide messenger RNA. RefSeq names its product sulfhydryl oxidase 1-like. Gene Ontology annotation, biological process: protein folding. The record is from RefSeq and is a predicted model, not a curated record. The transcript has a single exon. Gene Ontology annotation, molecular function: protein disulfide isomerase activity; flavin-dependent sulfhydryl oxidase activity. Lineage: Eukaryota; Metazoa; Arthropoda; Insecta; Diptera; Culicidae. Gene Ontology annotation, cellular component: Golgi membrane. The coding region runs from base 16 to 1617 and encodes 533 amino acids.
UCGCUGAUAUAUUAUAUGUUGCCUUUGAUCUCUAGACUCCAAAAACGACUUUGUCACGUUUUCAAAAUACUAACAAUCUCUUCAACCCUCUCAACAGGCAUCCCGAUAACGGCCCACGCAGAAUCCGAUGUGAUCAAUGCUCUGAUCGAGAACUUACAUAACGUAACUCACAAACCACCCAAAUGGCCCCACUUCACCCCGUUGGACCCAAAUUUUGAAAAAGCCAACCUCUUUGCCAAAAGCGGUGAUGUCGAACCACCAAAGUACGCCUACGUAGUCAACGAAAACGAUCCCAACGGAACGUCCGUCGGCAGUCAGGUAUUGCUAGACUUCAUGGACACACCGGUAGUGGCUGUGAAACGAAUUCACGAUGCGACCGAACCCAGUGGGCUGAAAGUGAUCAUCGCGAAGACGAUGAGCGAGAUUAAGCUUCCAGUGGAUGAGUUCACUCGCGAAAAAGUUUCGGCAGCUAUUCGAAAACACCUGAACGAGCACCACAUCAGCGUGACUGAAGUAUCCACCAAGGCGACAAGUAAGGAGUCUUCCUCGGAGCCGAACAUCUCGGAAAUCAUGGAGAAGAAACAGGAAGAUGCUUUGCGCAGUAAGAUAAAGGAACUAGGUCCGGGGGUAGUAUAUCAGGCGGACUUGGAAGAAGCCGUGAAAUUUGCACUGUUCCACGAGGUGGUCCGGUUCAAAACGAUCGAGGGGGAGAGACUGUUGGCGUUGCAGCGAUUCCUGAAUGUUUUGGUAAGGUAUUUCCCAUUUAAUGAGAACGGCAUGAAAUUCUUGAAGGAAGUUAGACAAUAUGUGUUGAACGCCGAAAAGGAAGUUAAUGUCGAAAGUUAUGCGAGCCAAAUCAAGAUACUAGAGCAGAAUAGGGCACCCGUGUUCUCGUCUAAUCGGUGGAUAGGUUGCUCGAGUACCAAGGACGGCCUUAGACGAUAUCCGUGUGGUUUGUGGACUUUGUUCCACUACAUGACCGUCCAAGCAGCCGAAUCGGAGAUUUCAACGGAUCCUUUGGAGAUUCUGCAGGCCAUGCAUGGUUACAUCAAGUACUUCUUCGGAUGUUCCGAUUGUUCCAACCAUUUCCAACAGAUGGCAGCACGUAACAAAAUAUGGAACGUGACCAGCAAGGACGAUGCCGUCCUAUGGUUGUGGUCCAGUCACAACGAAGUUAACAAACGACUGUCUGGCGAUACUACGGAGGAUUCGGAUCACCCGAAGAUCCAAUUCCCUUCGGACGCAAUGUGCCCGGAGUGUCGUAAGCCUAUUCUUACCAACCACCACAACCACCAGCAGUACACAUUGAAGGAUGGACAUGAGUGGAACGUUCUGGAGGUGCUGCAUUUCCUGAAGCGGAUGUACAGUUUCGACAGUAGGAAUCCGUUGGGUUUGCAAGAGGCAAGCCUUGUGCCGCAAAAGUUGGUCCAAAACGGGCUAGGUGACGACUUUCACUCCAACCGAACGUUUGGCAAUGUCUUGAACGAGAUGGACAUCCGGAUGGGCGCCCUGCUUUACGUGGCCUGUAUCGUAAUGCUGGUAGUUGCGGUUAAGAUGGUGGUCAAACGAGGCUACCGAAAGAAGAUGUACACGCACGAUAUUUUGGGAAAGGUGUAGGAAGAUGGCGACGGGUGGGCUCAAUGCAAUGGCUGCUCACUAAUGGUCUAUCGAACUCAUUUCGAUUGCGUCUUUUUCUCAGUCUCUAAUCGUGGAUAGCUUGUAAGCCGAACAGCUAGAAGUGUGCGUUCCUCUUCUACCACAUUAUACAGUGAUAUUUCAGUGUCAAAAACAAAAUGGAAAUCGAUUUUGCGGAUUCAAUAAACUCAACUGUCCUAGUCCUAAGCAACGCGGGAAAUUUAAUCGGGAGAAUCUAUCGUCUACUUCGUUCAGUCAAUUUCCGAGGAGAGGAGAAUAUGUGUGUGUAACUUGUUUGUGAUUUUAAAUAGUGGAAUAAUGAAAUUCGUUAUUAUUUUCUGAAAUAUACAUUCCAGUAAAGUCGGAAAAGCAAAACAGUGCGGAACGUUUGA